This is a messenger RNA of Aphanomyces invadans, 8545 nucleotides long. RefSeq lists its product as hypothetical. The transcript has 7 exons. The record is from RefSeq and is a predicted model, not a curated record. NCBI's taxonomy places the organism in Eukaryota, Oomycota, Saprolegniomycetes, Saprolegniales, Verrucalvaceae. Gene Ontology annotation, cellular component: 90S preribosome; small-subunit processome; nucleolus. The coding region runs from base 26 to 8470 and encodes 2814 amino acids.
GCGCUUCAACUUGGGGCAAUUCAAAAUGGGGAAGCUGGCGGAACUCAAGGCGGCGCCGGGCCCUCCCAGCAAGAAGCGCUUCCGGUUCCAGAAAGGCAAGGAGCGCAUUGCUGGGCUCCAGUCGGACCUCCAGCUGUAUGCGAAGACCCAGUCGUACUCAAACUUUCUCCUGGCCAACACAGCGACUGAACCGUUCCAUGACGAACUCACGCUCCUCGGCGAGCUCUAUACGAACGACCGCUUCCAGCAACUGUUUCGCAAGCUUCGACGCAUCACCAACUCGACGCCGCAGCUUCUGCACCAUUUGACCCAAGUCGUGCAAAUCCUGGAGACGACCGUGCGCGACUUUACCCGAGACCCGGACGUCAUGAUCCCGGUCCUCAAGCUCUACGUCGCACUCGCCAAGGAUCUCCAGAAGGAAUUCUACCCGCAUUUUGCUGCGUCCCUUCCGCACAUCGUGUCCAUCAUCGACAAAACCAACCCAGAGUUGACGGCCGACGUGUUCAAGUCCCUCUCGAUGCUCUUCAAGCAUCUGCAGACGCCGAUCCUGGCCGACAUGAGUGUCCUCCACAAAUUCUACGGCGUGCUCGUCGGCCACCCCCAGGAAUAUGUCCGGGACUUUGCUGCGAAUGUGUUUGCAGUCCUCUUGCGCAAGGUCAAGUCUGGCAGUGCGUUUCAGUCGUACGUGCUGAACUAUCUUUCGGCGCUCGUUCGUGGAAUCACGUCGAGCGACGCUGUUGUCGGUGCGACGCUUGUCGACAGACACAGCAACGUGCUGGACGGGACGGCGAAGCUCUUCUUUGCCGUGAUGAAGAACGUCCAAGCGCAAUUUCAUUCGCGCACGAAGGAGCUCCUGCCGCUGCUCCUCCACUCGUACAAACCAAAACGGGAUGCCGAGCGGCAUCUCGGCGCCACCGUUUUGUACGACAUUUCGAAACGCGUCGUCGUCAUGCUUCGAAAGUACACCACCGACGAGCAUGCACAUGUGGUGUGGACGAAUCUUCUGGACGCCGCCACCCACGCCAUCGACGGCCUUGCGCCGCCCACCCCCCCCAGUUGUACGUACAUUGCGCGCCAAUGCAAUCUUGUCGCGUUGUUCGUGUCGUACAAGCAAGGGGCGUUGGUGGGAAGCGCGAUCCGUGCGCCGUUGCUCGCACUCGUCGAAACGUUGCUCGGCACAUGUGUGGCCCACACGCCCGACCUCCGCGACGCCGUGCUGAAUUUGCUAAGUCAGUGCGCCAUUUCACUCCAAGGCGAAUUCUACUCUUGCCUCGGGUCUAUCUACACAACGACAUCGUUGCCGACGGAUGCUGACGUGGAUGCGUUUACCGAAAAGCUCGUCUCGUUGCUUCCCGUCGGUGCGGUGGCCCAGCACGUGCUGCCGAAAGCCGCUCUGUAUGCAGUCGAGCAAUGUCGCUAUGGCCAUGCCGCGCUGCUCCGGUCAAUGUCGGUCCUGAUCGACUGGGUCGACCGCCACCAGGACGAGAUCGACGCUGGAUUCGUUCUCACGCGUCAAGCUGAUCGCAUCGUUGUCGACCUUGCCAAGGUCAGCAAGGACGCAGUCGGACAGUUCCAGAACACACUCGACGCUGUGUCGAAUGCGCUCUCUUCCACCCACGACUUGGAAACCCUUGCGAACGUCCGGCAAGUGUUGCGGUGCCUUGCCUUUAUCAAGGCCGCGCCGGCCCCGGAUGUCGUCGCGAUCGCAGUCAAGUCGUUGCUGGCCACGUUGCUGGAGCAAUCUACCACGCACCAAGACAUUACGUCGAAAGCGGCGCGGAUCACGUUGCGUGCGCAGUGCGUCAGUGUCCUUGGCCGCAUGGCAACGUUGCAACGGGAAACCAAGUCCGAGGCCGAGUUGCUCGCGUUGGUCGCGCCUCACCCGACGUCCCCGCACCUGGUGUCCGCCAUCCAAUCGUACAUGGUGCCGUCCAUCAUCGACCCUGCGUCGCUGUCCUUCGAAUCGUGGUACGCGCUAUUGCAUCGAAACGUACGCAGCGCGAAUCACGCGCUUCGCCGCCAUACGCUCCGGCUCCUGUCGCUGGCACCGCCCCUGGACUUUCUCGCGCCUGCCGACGCCACCCUCGACGGCCCGUGUGACGUCGUUGAGACGUGCCUCCAGCUCGAGGACACGGCCGCGACGCCUUCCGUCGACACGGAGCGCGAAUUGAUCCGGCUGCUCGAUCGCGUCAAGGUGCUCGCUCGAUCCGCGCAGGUUCCCGCGCUGUACAUCGAGCUCAUCGUGUCGCACAUGCUGGGCCUCUUCCACGUCAAGUUGUCCACAUUGUGGCCACACGUGUCGGCAGUCGUUGAGGCCGCGGUGUCGGUGCACUUUGAAUCGAUCUGGCACAUCUUGAUCGACGAGCUCGAGUUUGUGUCGAUGCGGUCGGUGGCGGUCGUGCCUGCCCCGUUGCAGGCGCAUGCCAGGACACUUGAAUCGACCAACAACGCUGACGACACGACCGUACCAACAGCGUCGUCGCGCCUGGUGACGGCGCUGGCGCGCGACUGCAUGGUCGAGCUCGGGAGCUCCGCCGCGCACGAUGCCACCGACAUUGAGACACACCAUGGCGUCGUGUACAAGAUGCUAGAGUCGUUUGCCCACGUGGUCGAGCACAAGUCGAAAGCGGUCGUCCCAGUCUUUUGCGAAUUCUUACGAGAUCAAUACUACGUCGUGUACCCGGACGAAGUGGAUCGAGUGGCGUCGGACGCGUUGACCGGCAUCGUCGCGGGUGCCGCCAAGUCGAGACAGGCGAAUCCCAAGUACGCUGUCCGCCACGUUGCCGCCUCGCCACUCGAGAGCCGCGCGCCGCUCGUGCCGACGGCAAAAUCCGUCCAGGCCAAGCUCGUGUCGUUUUUGAACGUGUUCAAGCGCUUUACCAACUACAAGGGCGUGUACGGCCACGAGUUGCUCUGGUCGUUUUUCUAUUCGUUGCUGCUCAAGGCAGACGACCGGCUGUCGCGCGGCGCGCUCGACUGCUUGUUCGCGUACAAACCCGUCUACUUGAUGCCGUACCGCCAGCAACUGCUCGAUCUGUGCGACCCGCACAAGUUUCGGGACACGUUGACCACGUUUAAAGUCGACCGGGCGUCGGGCAUGCUGCACGAAGCGCACCGGAGUGCGUUUUUCCCCGUGCUGCUUCGCAUGUUGUACGCCAAGUUUAUCUCACGCAAGGGCACCCGCAGCGCCAAGCACUCGCUCGCGCACCGCCGCACGACUGUCCUCGCGUUCAUCGUGGCGCUCGACGCGGACGAGCUUGUCCACUUUAUCGACCUCAUCUGCCGCCCGUUCCACCUGGGCUCGAUCGGCGUCUACGACUACGCGACGCAACUCGCGCUCGCCGACGCCGCGAUUGCGUCAGUGUCGCCGUCCAAGCAGGUCGGGUUCCUGAACGUGCUCGAGGAAGUCGUGGGCCAGCUCGGGAUGAAGGUCCGACAGUACCUGCCCGACUUGCUCGCGAUUUUGACGGCGAUUCUCGGCCACGACGGCGUCGGACAAGUCCACCACGGCAUCGAUCUGGACGACGGCGAACGACUCGAUGCAGCGGCACCAGUCGCGACGGACGCCGUUGCCAUCAACGUUGCGGACGAACUCGAAGACGAGAUCGACGAAGAAAACGAACCACUCGUGGACGAAGCAGAACAGGUUGGUCCUGCCAAAGAUGACGACGUCGACAUGCUGGACAAGGACGACAGCGACAACGAAGUCGACGCCGCGGCGGCCGGCGUCGCGCUUCGCAAACAAACGCGCAUGCUCACGUUCCGCCGGCUGACGCAGAUCGUGGACCAGUUUGAUGGCCAGUAUGACUUUGGCGAGUGCUUUGCCAAGCUGUUUGCGCUGUGCGACACGUCGAUUGCCCACCUGCCGAACGCGAUGCGCGGCGCCAAGAAACCAUCCGCGUUGCUCGAGUGGCUGCGAGCGAUUGCAGUGUCGGGAUCGAUUGUGACACAACUCACGCCAGACAUCAUCCAGAGUGUGCUAUCGUGCCUGUCGAGCGGCACGGACAACAUGACCGUGUCCCAUGACGUGCUGGACUGCGUCUUGGGAUUCAUGGACGGGCUCUUAACUGCGGACGAAGCGCUGCAUACAAACUUGCUCGUGCCUCAACUCGAAUUCGUCUUGCGCCAGUUCAUCGCUCGCUUCGAAGCCAAAACUGCCAAGUUUAUCGUCGACAAGAGUGCAGGCGGGUCGUCGAAGAAGGAGCUGCACUUCCUGUGCCGGUUGGCGCCGCACGUCGCGCGGCGCGCGACGACCGUCGAGACGGCGCACCAGCUCGUGUCGCUGCUCUUGCCCUUUGUCACGCGCAACCACAAGACAUCUCCCGUCGAGAAAGAGCAUGUGUUUCAAGUGGUCGCGGGCUUGGUUCCGUGCCUCGACCGCCCUCAUGCGCACGUCAAUUUUCUCGCCAAGUUGCUCGCUCCCGGCGUCAACUGCAUUCUCGACGCGCAGCCGCGCCAGAAACUCAUGGACGUGUUUGCUGCCAUCCACGCGCACCCGCAUGCGUCCGAUCUGGCCGCGAUGUGCCAGCACAUUCUCGACCUCAACGCGAACGAUCCGCGCCGGAUCGAAGAAGCCGACUUUGAGCGGCGCAUUGGCGCGUUCGUCGCCAUCAAUGCCGCCGUCGCGUUUCAAGGAUUCCGCGACCAGUCCGUCACCCUCGUGCCGCUGGUCAGCCAGUACCUCUACAGCAUGCACGAUGCCGAGUACUCGCUGCGGAAUGCCGCCAAGACAGGGCUCGAAGCGCUCGUUGUGCAGGCGUCGGUCGCAGCGCCAGACGACGUUGUGCGCCGCGUGUUUGAGACUGUGCUCAUGCCGUGCGUCCGCGUGAGCCUCAAGUCCCCGGCCGAAGACAUUCGGCGCGGGUUCAUCCUGCUCCUGGCCGUGGUCGCGGAUCACUUUUCGACGCACGCCAGCAACGCGGCGUCGUUCCACGGCGACCUCUCGAUGCUGCGCAACACACACGACUUGGAAGUCGACUUUUUCCUCAACUUUACCCACAUCCAAGCGCACCGUCGACUGCGCGCGAUCCAAAAGCUCAAGCACGGCAUCGACAGCGGCGAGUUCUCGGCGCUCUCCAACACAACGGCGCACCAUGUCCUCGUGCCGCUGCUCCAGCACGUGGUAUACGAGGCGAAGACCCAGGACGGCAUUGGGGGCGAAGCCGCCGCGUGCCUGGGUUCAGUCGCCACUCUCUUGUCGUGGACCAACUACGCUGGGCUCGUGCGCAACUUGCUCAAGCAAAUUCCUGGCCGGCCCGAGUCGGAGACGGUCAUCAUUGCAGCCGUGUGCGCCAUCAUCGACCACUUUCACUUUGACGGGAUUGUCGUCACGGACGGCUGGAAAACGUCGCCGAGCGAGCGCGCCGCCGUCCCGGUCGUCGAAGCGUCCCCGAUUCAGGCGGCCAUGACGUCGUCGUUGCUUCCCAUGCUUCAGUCGUUCCUGACCAAAGGCGACCGCAAGCUGGGCAAGGCCAAGGGGGGCAAAACCGACCACAGCACGACGACGGGCGACUACGUACUGCGUGUCCCUGUGGCGCUCGCGAUCGUGAAGCUCCUUCGCCGCCUGCCGACGCACGUGUUUUACCACGAGUUGCCCAAGUUGCUGCUCCAGGUCACCAAGCUGCUCCGGUCCAAAGACGACGUGGUUCGGUCGUCGAGCCGCACAACGCUCGUCCGCAUCGCCGUGGAGCUCGGGCCAAAGUACUUGUUUGCGAUCGUAUCGGAGCUCGAACACUCGCUCCAGCUCGGGUACAUGGUGCAUGUGCUGUCGUACACGUUGUUUGCUAUCCUGGAAAAGGUGGCCGACGCGUGCGAGCAGCGGGCGCCCGCGCCGCUCACGUCGUCGACGGCAUCGGACACCGACGCGCUGUUUGCGUCGCCGCUCGACGACUGCGUCCCGAUGAUCGUGUCGAUCCUGGUCCGCGAUAUCUUUGGCGAUAUCGACCGUGACGACGUAACCAAGUCCAAAACCAAGGAAGCGCGCGCGUGCCGGUCCUUUGACUCGUUCGAGCUCCUAGCGCGAUGCAUCAACUUUCUUCCCAACCCGACCAUCCACACGCUGCUCGUUCCGGUCGUGCAGUCGCUCGCGUCCGCUGCUUCCCGCAAGUCCAAAGUUCUCGCAAACGUCCGCCACGUGCUUGCGCGCGUCGCGCUCGGGCUGUCCAAAAACGCGAGCGUCGAACCCACGCACAUGUACUUGUACCUGUUCAACAUGCUGCGCAUGUGCUUGGACCGGCUUACGUACGUCAAGCCGGCGGACGCAGCCACGAUUCACAACGACGCCGGGGUGUCGUCCUGGGUCGUGCUCGACUGGGUCUGCCGAAAACCCACCGGCGUCCCGACCCGCGUGACUGCUUGGGACACAUUCAAGAUCGAAGCGCAGGCAAACAUGACCGGGUUUGAUCGGUAUGUCGCGACCAAGGCGGACGCGGCCACGUCCGGCGCGGACGAAAUCCUCUUGUACAGCGUCACGUUGCUCUAUACGUUGCUGAAAAAGGACGCGUCCGCGCUCGCGUUGGUCGACCCGUUCGUUCCGUUGCUCGUCCGCUGCAUCCACGAAAUCAAGCACACGGACACAAUCAUCGUGGCGCUCAAGUGCGUUGCUGUCCUACUCAACCACCCGUACCCGUCUCUGGUCGCGGCGCUGUCGUCCGUGGUCGACCGCGUCUUCAAGAUGAUCCAAAAGGCGGGCGCGGCCACCAAGAACGAAAUGACGCAAGCGUGUUAUCGGGUGCUGACGGUGCUCCUCCGCGUCCGCCACGAAUAUCACCUGGACGACGCGCAGUGGCGCGUCCUCCUGAGCUUCGUUCGCCAUGACAUGGAAGACAUGGACCACCAGAACGCGACGUUUACGCUGCUCAAAGCCGUGCUGGGUCGCCGCGUCGUCGUGCCAGACGUGUACGACGCCAUGGUCCGCGUCGGCGAGAUGAUGGUGCAGAGCCAGGUCGCGACCGUGCGGACGCACUGCGCCAGCAUGUACCUCAUGUUUCUCCUCGAUUACCCGCUCGGCGACAAGCGGCUCAACUUUCACAUUCGAUUCCUUGUCAGCAACCUCACGUUCGUGUACGAGUCGGGUCGACUGUCGUCGCUCGAGUGUUUGCAUGCGCUGGUGAAAAAGCUCCCGUCCGACAUGCUGGACGGCCGCGCGCCGUUUUUCCUCUUGCCGCUUGUGCUCCAACUCGUCAACGACGACGCAGCAUCGGUCCGCGAGCUCGCCGCCGACGUCAUCUCGGACUUGUUCAAACGCGUCAGUGCCAACGUGUUUGCCGACUCGAUGGCGCUCAUCCAGCCGUGGUGGACCACCCACGAUCCAAAGCUCAACUGCGCCGCUGCCCACGUCAGCGCCUUGGUCGUGACCGCGCGUCCCGACCUCGCCAAGAAAGCCGCGCCGUUCCUGACCCACGUGCUGACCGCGGCCCUGGCUCGCGCCGUCGGCAUGAUGGACGAACAUGACGACGACAUCACGGAAGUCGAGUGGGGGCCCGUCUACUACUGCCUCCUGUGCAUCGACGCGGUCGGCAAGUCGCUCCGCGAUGUCUUCGAGGCAUGGGCGCCGACAGGGAUGGGCACGAUCGUGCAGCUCCUGACGUUUCCACAUGCGUGGGUGCGUCUGGCGGCGGUCCAGAUCGUACGUGGAUAUGUCCAGCGGCGGCAUGCGUCCACGUUGCGUGUGGUGCCGCCGGAAGCGUCGAACGAGAUCGAGUUCCUCGACCAGCCCGGCCGCCUCUUUGGCCUGGCGCAGCAACUGUGCAAGCAACUCGAAAGCAACUACUUGACCGACGCAUUGGUCACGGAAAACGUGGCCACGUUGCUGUUCGUGUUGCGCGCGUUGCAGAGCCAUCCACACAUCGACCAGCACCACGAGCGGCUGGCGUCGCACGACGACGACGGGAACCAAGACGAGGAAUCGGCGGCGGAAGAAGCAAGUGCGCCGUCGUCGUCCCCGGUGACAUGGCUCUUUGCCCGCUUGUCCUUCUUGGCUCGAGGGCACCAACUGCCCUUGAGAAAGACGGCCGUGUACCGAUUCUUUGCCGGCGCUGCAGUCCAGGAGACCCCGGCGUUCAUGGAGACAGUCCUGGUCGCGAUGCUGAACCCACUCUACCGCGACAUAUACGACGAAAGCGACGACCCGAACGAUGCCGACGAUGCCACAAGCAUCCGCAACUUGGCGCGCGAAGUGCUGCAGGUGCUCGAGGCGAAAGUGGACGCGACCGCGUUUGUUUCGACCUUUGCCCAUGUCCAAAAGAAAGUGACCGAGUUCCGCGAGCGCCGCAAACAGAAGCGAAAGAUCGAAGCGGUCGCGGAACCCGACGUUGCCGCGGCGCGCAAAAUGAUCAAGAAUGCAAAGAAGCAAGAGGCCAAGCAGCUCAAGAAGCGCAAAAUCGGACAGGUCAAAGGGUCCCAGAGCAAGUACCAGAAGAUUGCAGCGUCGAAAGAGCGACAACGCAACGCCCGCCCCGGGCAUUACUAACCUUUCGAGCGCUCCAAUUAACGUUAUAGAGAUAUGCAUGUGACACAUCGGGAUCCUUCUCGGCCGUGCCGCCGA